Phaethon lepturus (White-tailed tropicbird) is the source of this 1286-nucleotide messenger RNA. RefSeq names its product transmembrane protein 87A (gene TMEM87A). The transcript is spliced from 12 exons. The annotation marks the transcript as partial. NCBI's taxonomy places the organism in Eukaryota, Metazoa, Chordata, Aves, Phaethontiformes, Phaethontidae. Gene Ontology annotation, biological process: retrograde transport, endosome to Golgi. Gene Ontology annotation, cellular component: Golgi cisterna membrane; Golgi apparatus. The record is from RefSeq and is a predicted model, not a curated record.
UUUUUCAUGGUGAUGUGUAUUGUAUACGUAUUCUUUGGGGUUCUAUGGCUUGCGUGGUCAGCCUGUUACUGGCGGGAUCUCCUGAGAAUCCAGUUCUGGAUUGGUGCCGUUAUCUUCCUGGGAAUGCUGGAGAAAGCAGUUUUCUACGCAGAGUUCCAGAAUAUCCGCUACACAGGGGAAUCUGUUCAAGGAGCAGUAAUACUAGCAGAACUGCUUUCAGCUGUGAAGCGCUCAUUGGCUCGAACUCUGGUCAUCAUAGUCAGCCUGGGAUAUGGGAUAGUCAAGCCUCGCCUUGGAGUUACUCUUCACAAAGUAGUUAUGGCUGGAGCCCUUUAUCUACUAUUUUCUGGCAUGGAAGGUGUUCUUAGAGUCACAGGGGCCCAGAAUGAUCUUGCCUCCUUGGCUUUUAUUCCCCUGGCUUUCCUAGAUACUGCCCUGUGCUGGUGGAUAUUCAUCAGCUUAACUCAAACAAUGAAACUGCUAAAACUUCGAAGGAAUGUUGUGAAACUCUCUUUAUAUCGGCACUUCACCAACACACUCAUUUUGGCAGUAGCAGCAUCUAUUGUCUUUAUCAUCUGGACCACCAUGAAGUUCAGGCUGGUGGACUGUCAGUCGGAUUGGCAGGAGCUAUGGGUGGAUGAUGCCAUCUGGCGUUUAUUGUUUUCCAUGAUCCUUUUUGUCAUCAUGAUUCUGUGGAGACCAUCUGCUAACAACCAAAGGUUUGCUUUCUCACCACUGUCUGAAGAGGAGGAUGAUGAUGAGCAGAAAGAGCCAAUGUUAAAGGAAAGCUUUGAGGGAAUGAAAAUGAGAAGUACAAAGCAAGAACCAAAUGGGAAUGUAAAAGCAAACAAAGCUCAGGAGGAUGACUUGAAGUGGGUAGAGGAGAAUGUUCCUUCAUCAGUGACAGAUGUUGCUCUUCCAGCUCUUCUGGAUUCAGAUGAGGAAAGAAUGAUUACACACUUUGAAAGGUCCAAAAUGGAAUGAAGGAGUAGCUUUUUGCUAUUGGAAGUGGAGAUGCCUCUUUUAAAGUUGCUUGGUGGAGCAAGUGCAUCCUGCUGAUUUGUUUCUUGGUCUCAGCCUUGGAAGUUUGAUGCUUUAUUGUCCUGAGGGCGUCUCACUGUGGAAGAAGUUCACAAGGACAUUAUAAACCUUUUGGAAAUUUGAAUUUACAAAGUUGCUGCAAGUUUGGAUUUUUAAGCAAUUUAAAUGUGUACUAUUCCAGCACCUUCUGUAACUUUUCAAAUAUUUAAUCUGUGAAACUAAACUUCCUAAUGUCUGCUUGAGGA